Molecule: messenger RNA, 633 nt
Organism: Acanthocheilonema viteae
Lineage: Eukaryota; Metazoa; Nematoda; Chromadorea; Rhabditida; Onchocercidae
Source: the annotation of a GenBank genome assembly
AUGAAAGAAUGUAUUGGUGAAGAAGAUCAUUAUCGAAUAUUUCCACCAAGGCAAUAUUCAUUUGAUGAGCAAUGUGAUUUAAUCGAAAUGGAUGGUGAUGAAUUAGCAUAUUGCUUAUGCCGGAGAAAUUUUUGCAACAUGAAAAAUAUUAUCGAUCAAUUCAUUGAUUUUGAAGAAAAUCAUCCGGAAAUUUUUGUUACUACAAGUGUUGAUGCGAUUAUCAAUGAUAAGAAAGAUGAACGAUUUCCGAUAUCAUUACAUUCAUAUCCCGCACAAUUAAAUUAUCAAUCAAUUGGAAAUACUCAUCAAAAGGAAACAAAUAUCAAUUAUGGAACAUUGAAAUCUGUACGAUCUUAUGAAUCAUCCAAUGAUAAUAAUAUUGGAGAGAAUAAUUCGGAAUAUGUAAAUAGUCGUUCCACAUCACAUCAAAUACAUGGCAUCCCACGAUUAUCUCAUCAUAUAUCAAAUUUUCCUUCAAGGCAAAGUUAUGACUCGAUAAUGUUUGCUGGUAAUAUUGUACCGAAUAUUUCAGUGAGACGAAAUAAACAUAGUGAAAGAAUGAAUAAAACUACUGAAAAAUUUACAGCACCACAGCAAAUUACAACGUUUCUGGAAAGUGAACGACAAAAUAUU